Elephantulus edwardii (Cape elephant shrew) is the source of this 888-nucleotide messenger RNA. It is a transcript of the gene SULT1A1, whose product is annotated as sulfotransferase family, cytosolic, 1A, phenol-preferring, member 1. Gene Ontology annotation, biological process: sulfation. The transcript is spliced from 7 exons. Gene Ontology annotation, cellular component: cytoplasm. NCBI's taxonomy places the organism in Eukaryota, Metazoa, Chordata, Mammalia, Macroscelidea, Macroscelididae. Gene Ontology annotation, molecular function: sulfotransferase activity. The coding region runs from base 1 to 888 and encodes 295 amino acids. The record is from RefSeq and is a predicted model, not a curated record.
AUGGAGCUGGUCCAGGACACCUCCCGCCCACCCCUGAAGUACGUGAAGGGGAUUCCGCUUAUCAAGUACUUCGCAGAGGCGCUGGGGCCACUGGAGAACUUCCAAGCCUGGCCCGAUGACCUGCUUAUCAGCACCUACCCCAAAUCUGGCACCACCUGGGUGAGCGAGAUCCUGGACAUGAUCUACCAGGGUGGCGAUAUGAAAAAGUGUCAAAGGGCCCCCAUCUUCAUACGUGUGCCCUUCCUUGAGUUCAAGGCCCCAGGGCUCCCCACAGGUGUUGAGACUCUGAAGGAUACACCCGCCCCCCGGCUCCUCAAGACGCACUUGCCUCUGGCCCUGAUCCCCCAGGACCUGCUGGAUCAGAAGGUUAAGGUGAUCUAUGUGGCCCGCAACGCCAAGGAUGUGGUUGUUUCCUAUUACCACUUCUACCAGAUGGCCAAGGUGCACCCUGAACCCGGCACGUGGGAUAGCUUCCUCGAGAAGUUCAUGGCUGGGGAAGUGUCCUAUGGGUCCUGGUACCAGCACGUGCAGGAGUGGUGGGAGCUGAGUCACACUCACCCUGUUCUCUACCUCUUCUACGAGGACAUGAAGGAGGACCCCAAGAGGGAGAUUAAGAAGAUCUUGAAGUUUGUGGGGCGCUCCCUGCCUGAGGAUAUCAUAGAUCAGAUUGUCCAGCGCACAUCUUUCAAGGAAAUGAAGAAGAACCCCAUGGCUAACUACAGUACUGUGCCCACCGAGAUCAUGGACCACGACAUUUCCGCCUUCAUGAGGAAAGGCAUCACGGGCGACUGGAAAACCACCUUCACCGUGGCCCAGAACGAGCGCUUUGACGCGCACUAUGCUGAGAAGAUGGCAGGCUCAAAGCUCAGUUUCCGUUUACAGCUGUGA